GGUCUCACACAUUUUCACUUUGACUUGUCAAAAUGUUAUGCACCGUUCAGUGAGAUCACACCUCAUGAUCAAGUCAAACUGUACCGACCGGAUGCGAAAGAAGAUAAAUUCUGUAGUCUAUCAUAUCUAAAAAAUCAUAGAGCUGAGGACAAGAUGAAGUUGUUAUUGAAAAAUAUAGUACUUCUCUUCCUUUUUAAUAUCAUAUUGUUUCACAAAUCUCAAUGUGAAAUAACAACUGUUGAUCGUAUUAUAAGAGGUGCUAAAAUUACAAUCGAAGUUAGGGCAAAUGUUGCAACUUUACGUAUUUGUAGGAAUUCUGUAGAGGAUUCGUGCACACGUAAUGUUAUUCGUACUCAAUCCUCUGAUAUCCUAAGGGGCCCACUUCUUAUAGAAUUGAAUUGUGGUGUUGAUAAUAUAUGUCUUAAAAACGAAAAUGUUAUACACACGGUGAUUAAACUACCUGUGAAUAGUGAUGUCAUCACUGUGUCACGAAUUGUUAAAGAUCCUAAUGCAAAGCUUAUAGAUUGUUAUGAACUUGAAGAUAAUGUAGAAUGGUUUGGAGGACCGCAAUUACGUUAUCAGCACUGGCCUAUUCAACACAUGUAUUAUGAAGAAGAACCAUAUCUACCAACGCAUCCUGUAAAUAUGGCUGUAGCUGAACGUUACUGGCUCUCUGGCAAAGGAACAUAUAUCUAUGUGGAUAUGAAAGAUCCAUUGUUUCUUGAUCAAAACAACUAUAUGGACAAAUAUCUUUGUCUUGUAGCAAAAAAUAAAGGUCCUUAUAGGCAUAGAGAAUCUAUAACACUUAAUUAUGAAAUUGGUGUAUUUAAUAAUCCAAGAAUAGCACACGAGUAUGUAGUGAAGAAUCAUUUUGGUAAACCUACGGGUCGACCAAAUGAGAGAAUGGUUCAACAUCCAAUAUGGUCCACUUGGGCCAGAUAUAAAGUUAAUGUCAGUGAAAAUGUCAUUGACGAAUUUGCAAUUGAAAUCGUUAAAAAUGGCUUUAACAACAGUCAACUUGAAAUUGAUGACAAUUGGGAGACUUGUUAUGGUUCAGCUGAAUUUGAUAGAUCUAAAUUUCCUUUUAUUACUCGACUUACGCAAAAAUUAAAAUAUAGAGGUUUUAGAGUAACAUUAUGGAUACAUCCAUUCAUUAAUAAAGGUUGUGAACCAGCUUAUACCACUGCUCUAAAAAAUUCAUAUUUUGUUAAAAGUACCACAGGAGAAGUUGAUAUGCAAUGGUGGCAAGGUGCUGAAGCUGCAACAAUAGACUUUACAAAUCCAGAGGCUGUCAAAUGGUGGGUUGCAAGAUUAAAGAUCAUCGAAGACUAUGGUAUAGAUAGUUUCAAAUUUGAUGCUGGUGAAGUGUCGUGGCUACCUCAAAUACCAUCUUUAAAUGAUUCAUUGGAUAUGCAACCUGGAAUUUUCACAAAAGAUUAUGUUACUGCCCUUGCUAAAAAUUUUGAUGACAAUAUAGAAGUUCGCGUUGGAUGGAAAAGUCAAGAUCUUCCUAUAUUUGUUAGAAUGAUUGAUAAGGAUUCUACAUGGUCGUUUAAUAAUGGUUUACCUACUUUGAUUACAACACUUUUGCAAAUGAACUUGAAUGGAUACGUAUUUGUUCUUCCUGACAUGAUAGGUGGUAAUGGAUAUUUGAAUGGUUUACUAAAUGGCACUAUAUAUCCACCAAAAGAGUUGUUCAUUAGAUGGUUGCAAGCUAAUGUUUUUAUGCCAUCGUUACAAUAUUCUUUUGUACCAUGGGAUUUUGAUAAUGAAACUGUUGCAAUUUGUAAAAAGUAUACAGACUUACAUGCAUCGAUAACACCACUUAUCAUAGAUGCUAUGGAUGAAAGUGUUAAAACUGGUGCUCCUUUAAAUCCUCCUAUUUGGUGGGUUGAUCCAAUUGAUAAAACAGCUCAUAAAAUUAAUGACGAAUAUUUACUUGGAGAAAAAAUUUUAAUAGCACCAGUAAUAGAAGAAGGUGCUAUAUCACGAGACAUAUAUUUACCUAAAGGAUUAUGGAGAGAUGCAUCAAAUAAUAUCUCUUAUAUUGGCCCAGGAUGGAUACGAAAUUAUGAUGCACCUUUAGAUAAACUUCCUUACUUCUAUCGAGUUUGAUAGAUUUACACGAAAUUUAUUAAAAUAGCUAAGCCAAAUAACCUUGACAAUAUUAUUCACAAUAAUUACAUUUAUAAGUAUGUAAAAUAUAUAUUUAAAAUAAUCUAAAACAUGACUAAUG
Molecule: messenger RNA, 2236 nt
Organism: Polistes canadensis
Lineage: Eukaryota; Metazoa; Arthropoda; Insecta; Hymenoptera; Vespidae
Gene: tobi
Exons: 8
Coding region: 154-2115 (653 amino acids)
Biological process (GO): carbohydrate metabolic process
Molecular function (GO): hydrolase activity, hydrolyzing O-glycosyl compounds
Source: RefSeq, a predicted model, not a curated record